CGUAAACAAACUCUGCGGUUUGUCUUCACUGGGGUGCACAGAGCAACCGGUUCUUUUGAUCGAUUAACGAACUGUGAAUACGAUGGCACCCAAUAUAAAGGAGGAUGAAUCCUGGAAAGUGUCAGGAAUUUCAAGAACUUAUCCGAGCUACCGACAGUAUCAUCCCAUCACAAGUGAAAGUUGGCUGGAGGGCAAACAUGCUGAUGACGAGGCCGAAGGUCUUUGGCGCAUUAACGACAAGCUCUACGACUUGAGCGACUUUGCUUCGCGCCAUCCGGGCGGCAUCUUUUGGAUCGAGUGCACCAGAGGCACGGAUAUCACGGAACCUUUCGAGUCGCAUCACAUCGAGAAUCGAGCUCGAGAAAUGCUUAGUAAAUUUGAAGUGCGACAGGCGGCAAAGCCCCGAAACUACAAGUUUACGCUUAAAGAAAAUGGUUUCUACAUGACCCUGAAGCGGAGAGUGCGAGAAAAGCUGAGAAUGAUUGAGUACUCUCCCACCAAGAAAACAGAGUUUCUCCAUCUGGGCAUCCUGGUGUCCGUGUUCCUCUUCAGCUGGGCAGGGACAGUACUGAACUCCCUAAUUUUCAAGAGUCUCGCGGGUUUGGCCCUUUGUUGGGUAGCCACCUCCACCCACAAUUACUUUCAUCAGCGAGAUAGUUGGCGGAUGUACACUUUUAAUCUGACCAUGAUGAACUUCCGGAGCUGGCGGGUAUCGCAUGCCCUAUCACACCAUGUCUAUGCGAAUUCGCUGCACGAUCUGGAGAUGUCGAUGUUUGAGCCGUUUUUGUGCUGGAUUCCCGAUUGCCAUUAUGCCAGUAAAACGCAACGAUGGAUCUCCGUGGUUAUCUCCCCUGUGGUAUAUUUGGUUUUGUUUCAAGGACAGAUUCUGAUUCGCUUGGUUCUCUCUUUGACAAAAAGAAACCUCAUGUACUGGGAUGACCUUAUUGGUCUGAGCCUACCAAUGUUUCUAUAUGUCUUCACUGGCGCUGGCUUAUUAGAAACUCUCGUUAGCUGGCAAAUAAUCGUAGCCGUGGGAAGCUUUAUAUUUGGGCUUGUUGGCCUCACAGCAGCCCAUCAUGAUCCUCGUAUUUUGCACGAUGGCGAUGCCCAACGCCAGGACAUCGAUUGGGGUCUUUAUCAAGUAGAUACUAUCAUCGAUCGUGGCGAUAUUAAGUGGUCGGAUCUCUUGGUUCUAACCCACUUUGGCGAACAUGCCCUACAUCAUCUUUUUCCCACCCUGGAUCACGGAGUUCUUAAACACCUCUAUCCUGAGUUGAAGAAAACGAUGAAAGAGUUCGAUGUGGAACUGAGGGAGAUCAAUCACUGGGGCCACAUCAAGGGGCAGAAUCAGCAAUUGCUGAGGAUAAAAAAGAAUCCUGUGCCACCGGGUAUUAAAAAGGUCAUGUAGAGUGGGGUUGGGAAGCAUGUGAAAAAGUUGAUAUUUGUAAAUAUUAAAAUAAACUAAUGUUGGGGGAAUUAGAUCUUACGAUUCUUAGCAAAUCAUUAAAUGCAAGGGUGAAUUGUAAAAUUAGCUUUAAUGUUUCUAUUCUUACUCAUAUAUUAGUAUGUAUUAAACUAUAUUAACAGAAUGUGCUCUUAUCAAAAA
Molecule: messenger RNA, 1606 nt
Organism: Drosophila rhopaloa
Lineage: Eukaryota; Metazoa; Arthropoda; Insecta; Diptera; Drosophilidae
Product: cytochrome b5-related protein
Exons: 5
Coding region: 83-1408 (441 amino acids)
Biological process (GO): lipid metabolic process
Cellular component (GO): mitochondrion
Source: RefSeq, a predicted model, not a curated record